CUUCAUGUUACUACUACCAUAUGUGCCAAACACAUAACCUUUUCUGAUAAUAAGGAUCAGCUCCUUUGGCAACCGAAUAGUAAUGGUAAUUUUAGUUUUAGCAGUGCCUAUGAUGUCAUGAGAAAGAAUACUGAUCUUAAUAGUGCUGCCAAGUACAUCUGGAAUGGUGGUACUCCCAAAAAGAUCUCCUUCUUCAUGUGGAGAUUAAUCAACAAUAUUCUGCCUUUUGAAUAUAAUUUAAAAAAAAUCGGGAUCAUUGGUCCCUUUAAAUGCCCUUUUUGUAAUCAUGAGGACACUAUUGAUCACUAUUUUAUGCAAUGUCACACCAGCUCCCGAGUCUGGUUACACUUUGGUAAUAUUCUAAAUUUCCAAAUCAACCUGUCCUCCUCUCUCAUCCCUUUUCUUCACUUGUGGUAUAAUGAUUAUAAAGGCAGUGUUCGGGAGCUUAGUUUUAUCAUUCCUAAUCUUAUUUGUUGGCAAUUAUGGAAGAUUCGUAACAACCUUCUGUAUGAUGAUAACACCACCUCAUAUGUUGAGGCUGUUGCUGCUAUAACUAAUGAACUAUUCCAGCUUUCGGUUGCCAAACCUCUCAGCCGCCUUAAUAAUCACCUCCCUGCUAUUAAUAUAUGUACUGUUCCUCGUACCAAUAAACCCCCCAUUAAAGGACAGUGGCUCAAGCCUCCUGCCUCCUUUAUCAAGAUCAGCCUUGCCACUAGACCUCUCUCUGACUCCAUCCUUCGUACCGGCAUUUUGAUUCGUAAUGCAAAAGGGGUCUAUAUUGCACACUCCACCU
This is a messenger RNA of Cuscuta epithymum, 793 nucleotides long. Lineage: Eukaryota; Viridiplantae; Streptophyta; Magnoliopsida; Solanales; Convolvulaceae. The record is from the annotation of a GenBank genome assembly.